AUGCCGUACACCGUAGAAGGCGAGGAAAUAGACCCAGAGGAGCUUGAAGACGGCACCUGGGUCACACCAAAACCGAUGCAGGGCAGCUUAGACCCCUUAGAUCUACAACACAAGUACAGCAAGGCCGCGUCCAAGCCCGCAGAGGCCAGGCCUGAACACGCCAGCACUUCAGCGCUUCACGUGCAAGCUACGCGCCCGCCGAAGCUGCCACGUCGGAGGCCCAUGCCGAGGCUGCCAAGCGAACAUUACAAAAUUGUAAUUAGACCCAGACACCCAAUCAACCUGGCGAACAUAGGCCUCGCUGCAAUACUGGAAGCCAUCCAAAGCACGGCCAAAGUCGACCCGGCCCGAGCAGAAGAAGAAGACCAAAUAAGAAUCCACCCUAUUAAAAAUACCAUUACAGUCAGUACACCCGACAGAACCAGGGCAGAAGCCUACCGCUCGCUGGAAGUCCUGAAGAGCCUGAGGUACAAUAUGAAUUUACCAGUGGCUACCUACGUACCAGCGCCGGACGACUCCAUCCGUGGCGUAGUCUACAAGGCCUACACGGAUGAAACAGACCAUGAUUUUCAAGCAGAACUCAUGAAGAAAAACCCCGACAUCCCCAUAGUAAAUGCCAGGAGACUGGGUUCAUCAAGACACCUGGUCAUCACCCUGGCGGGAAAAAAGCUUCCUGCCACGAUCCGCUUCAGGUGUUUCACCCUAGAAGUACACCCAUUCAGAGAGAGACCCGAGGCCUGUUUCAACUGCAGGAGGCUUGGCCACCGCACAGACGUAUGCCCGCUGCCCGACCCUGGAACACCAAAAUGCCGAAGAUGCGGAGGAGAACAUCCACCACCGCCAUUAGGAGAAAAGCCGACAUGUACACCACAGUGUGUAGUAUGCCACGGCGAACAUCCCACUGGCAGCCGGAGUUGCAAGCUACGCUUCGCGCCGCACCAACAAGCGCGGGAGAUCAAAGUCACCAGGCCAAUCAAGAUCACGAUCGAGAGGAAGAAGCCAGAGCAGGAACAGGCAAUCAAGAUCGAGAUCGAGAGGAAGAAGCCAGAGCAGGAACAGGCAAGACCCCUUCCCUGA
Molecule: messenger RNA, 1077 nt
Organism: Dermacentor silvarum
Lineage: Eukaryota; Metazoa; Arthropoda; Arachnida; Ixodida; Ixodidae
Exons: 2
Coding region: 1-1077 (358 amino acids)
Source: RefSeq, a predicted model, not a curated record